Messenger RNA from Eleginops maclovinus (Patagonian blennie), 5236 nucleotides. It is a transcript of the gene cdh11, whose product is annotated as cadherin 11, type 2, OB-cadherin (osteoblast). Gene Ontology annotation, biological process: homophilic cell-cell adhesion; cell morphogenesis; calcium-dependent cell-cell adhesion. NCBI's taxonomy places the organism in Eukaryota, Metazoa, Chordata, Actinopteri, Perciformes, Eleginopidae. The record is from RefSeq and is a predicted model, not a curated record. Gene Ontology annotation, molecular function: calcium ion binding; cadherin binding. Gene Ontology annotation, cellular component: catenin complex; plasma membrane; adherens junction. The transcript has 16 exons. The coding region runs from base 682 to 3135 and encodes 817 amino acids.
GAGAGUGGACUGAUAAACGGCGCUGACUGUACCGGAUUUCAUACCCCGGAGGAGGGAGGGAUGCUACGGUGAUUUCCCUGUUUAUUCUCCUGACAACCACCACCUCCACCACCACCACUCCUCUCCAUCACUUCUUGGAACAUAUCAAGACUGUCUGUCAUCUUUUUUCAUUGAUUGGUUUGGGGAUUUUUUUUAGCGGAUAAAAAAAAUAAGGACAUUUUGGGGUUUGUUUUUUCUUCUCCGAGCGCGCACUACUAACAGAACAAACUGGGGUUUCCAUCAGUGGAUGUGUUGGACAUCUGAGAGAAGAAGCAGUACUUGUUGAGAGAUCGGCUUGUACGUAUUGGGGGGGAUUUCCUUGGAGAGACGGACGGCUGCGCACGGACUUCAAAAAAGGUCUGUGUCACCGUGCAGAGGAGAAAACCCUCAACGUAAUGAGCUAAAGGCUCUGUGAUCAUACGAUAGAGGGAGUUCACCAAUAAAAAGGACAACAACGACAAGGAAAAGAAAGUCCAUAACGUGAAAGAGGGUGAUGAGGAUCCACACCAGCAGGCUCCUUCUCAGCUAAUGACCUAGGAAGAUCACCAUUUUGUCAGCAAACACAGGAUAUCUGCUCAGUGGGAGCGGCGCUCCACUGAGAGGAAGCAGAAAGUCGGGGGCGCAGUGAAGUGAACGGUCGCGAUGGCGGUGAUGAAGCGGCAGGGCCUGGGGACGCUGAGGGCCUUCCUGCUGUUGGUGGGAAUCUCAGCGCUGUGUAGCGUCGCCUUAGGAACCCGGAGAGGAAAUGCUUCCUUGGAACACAGGGGCCACAGACUCAGACAUUCAGGUCACUCGUCGCUGCACAGACACAGACAGAGGACAGGGAAGGAGGGGCAGGUUCUGCACAGGUCCAAACGAGGAUGGGUCUGGAAUCAGUUCUUCGUCAUUGAGGAGUACACUGGGCCUGACCCAGUUCUGGUGGGCAGGCUCCACUCAGAUGUAGACUCCGGCGUGGGCAACAUCAAGUACAUUCUGUCCGGCGAAGGUGCGGGGACGAUCUUCGUUAUCGACGACAAGACGGGAAACAUCCACGCCACCAAGACGCUGGACCGCGAGGAGCAGGCACAGUACACGCUAACAGCCCAGGCCGUGGACAGAGACACCAACAAACCCCUGGAGCCGCCGUCGGAGUUCAUCGUGAAGGUCCAGGACAUCAACGAUAACCCCCCCGAGUUUCUACACGGGCCGUACUACGCCAGGGUGCCGGAGAUGUCCAAUGUUGGUACGUCAGUGAUGCAGGUGACGGCUACAGACGCAGAUGACCCCACCUACGGUAACAGUGCCCGGCUGGUGUACAGCAUCCUGCAGGGACAGCCCUACUUCUCUGUGGAGCCGCAGACAGGUAUAAUUCGCACUGCACUGCCUAGCAUGGACCGGGAGGCGCGUCAGGAGUAUGAUGUGGUCAUCCAGGCCAAAGACAUGGGGGGUCACAUGGGGGGCCUGUCCGGGACAACCGAGGUCAAAAUCACCCUGACCGACGUCAACGACAACCCUCCGAAGUUCCCACAGAGUGUUUACUCCAUGUCGGUAUCAGAGGACAAAGUGCCAGGGGAAGAGGUGGGCCGUCUGAAGGCCAAAGACCCCGACCUGGGAGACAACGGGAUGGUGAACUACAGACUGAUAGAUGGAGAUGGGAUGAGCAUGUUUGAGAUGAGCACCGACUCCGAGACCAGAGAGGCUGUGAUCAAACUCAAGAAGCCCGUGGAUUUCGAGACGAAGAGGUCGUACACUUUGAAGGUGGAGGGAUCCAACCCUCAUAUCGACCCUCAGUACAUCUCCUGGGGGCCUUAUAAGGACGAAGCCACAAUAAAGAUCUCAGUGGAGGAUGCAGAUGAGCCUCCGGUGUUCGUAGCUCCCAGUUACACGUUUGAGGUGGAAGAAAACGCACCCGAAGGCACCAUGGUGGGACGAGUGCACGCCAAAGACACUGAUGUUGCCAACAACCCCGUCAGGUACAUGAUCCCUCUGUACACAGAUAUAGAGCAGUUCUUCAGCAUAAACCCAGAAGAUGGCAUGAUCACCACAACCAGACCACUGGACAGAGAAGCACAGGCCUGGCAUAAUAUCUCUGCGUCAGCCACGGAGAUCGGAGGACACCACCAAGACACCAAAGUACGUGUGAACAUCAAAGUGAAGGAUGUGAAUGACAACGCCCCAGAGUUUGCCACCAACAACGAAGUCCUCAUGUGUGAAACUGUUGCACCAGGGAAGGUGAUCGAAACUGUAAGCGCCGUGGACAAAGACGAGAUGGCUCACAGACAACACUUCACCUUCAGCCUCGCUCCGGAAGUCAGCCACAACCACAACUUCUCCCUGAAAGACAACAGAGACAGCACAGCCAGCAUCUAUGUGCUCCGUAAAGGCUUCAGCCGUCUGACCCAGGAUGUUUACUACCUUCCCAUCGAGAUAAACGACAACGGCAUGCCCUCUAUGAGCAGCACCAACACCCUGACCAUCCGAGUGUGUUCCUGUGACAGCAGAGACACCAUCCUGUCCUGUAACGUGGAGCCGUACGUCCUCCCGGCGGGCCUCAGCACCGGGGCGCUGAUCGCCAUCCUGGCCUGCAUCGUCAUUCUGCUGGCAAUAGUUGUGCUGUUUGUUGCGCUGAGGCGUCAGAAGAAGGAGCCAUUGAUAGUGUUUGAAGAGGAGGACAUCAGGGAGAACAUCAUCACAUACGAUGACGAGGGAGGCGGGGAGGAGGACACGGAGGCUUUCGACAUUGCUACACUGCAGAACCCAGACGGUGCCAAUGGUUUCCUGCCAAGAAAGGACAUUAAACCGGAGCUCCAGUUCCCCCUCAGGCCCGGCGCCGGCCACACUGGGGCCAACAGCGUCGACGUUGAUGACUUCAUCAAGACCCGGAUUGCGGAGGCCGACUGCGACCCGACCGCCCCUCCUUACGACUCCAUUCAGAUCUACGGAUACGAAGGCAGAGGGUCUCUGGCGGGGUCGCUGAGUUCCCUCGAGUCUGUCACGACCGAGUCUGACUUGGAUUAUGACUAUCUGCAGAGUUGGGGGCCGAGGUUUAAGAAGCUGGCGGAUUUGUACGGGACCAAAGACUGCUUCGUCAACGAUGAGGAUGAAGAGGACUCUUAACAGUGGUCUUACUGAGUGGACGCCCCCCCGACUUCUGAUUUAUUGAUUCCAUGAGGAUUUGUUAGCUGAGGGUUAACAUUCCCCAGCACCCGAUUGUUACCAACUCCAACCUGAUCAGUACAUGCCAAUGUGUCAAUGGACGUUCCUUUCCAUGGUCCUCCAAGACGAUUUGUUAAUGAACACGUAAAGAACGCUUGGACUACGCCACCACUUUUUCCCACAUGUCUCCAGUGUGUCUCUUUCCCUUUCUACAGACUCGAGCAUCGCAGGGCUGGGAGAUUUGUAAUGUCACCAGUUUGAAAGUAAAAUGUUGGGGAAGAAAUGUUGCUGUGAGAUCAAAAAGACCUGCUUUUAGCGAACCGUUUAGUUUCUUAGAGGUUCCACACUUUUCUGGACUGGAUUGACGUAGGUCCUCGAUGGAUCCCCGGAGAGAUUUUACCUUGACUUGGGGUAUAUUUCGAGGAAGGUAGCUCAUUAAAAGAAAAAGUUAGUAUGGGAUCCAGCAAUUGCCUGAUGUUACGGAAGAGAAAUAAAAAGGAAGUGUUUGUGUGUCGGUGGGGGUGAUAUCAAAUGCUUUUUCAAAUGUGUUGUUGUGUGUGCAGAGUCAGCAGGUACUGUGGUUUAGAUAGCGUGACAGACUCUGGGUUGUUGAUACUCUGAAGGCGCUCGCAGCAUCUUCACAGUAUGGUGGCCUUAUAAUAAAUAAACAACAACUCCAGGGGUAAACACAACAAGAGAAACAAUAGAGACCGCUAGCUUAAGUAGCGACACGCAGACAAAGGAACUCACGAGGACUGUCUGAGUGUCUGUGAACACGCUACCAAUCCCUUUCUCUUUUUUUUUUACACUCCCAAAAAGACUCAACAUGGAUUCGAUUUGUGGAUAGUUUUUCAUUCUUCACUGCAGAGAAGACGUGAAAAGAAAAAAGCUGCCCUUCUCCACGCCCCCCUUUGUGCCCCCCCCCCCCAUCCCUCCCAUCAACAAUCACUUCCAAACACCGAGUCCACCAAUGAAUGAUCACUUCCUCAUUCAGAGUCCACCAAUGAUGAUCAAUCAGUAAAAACCUGUGAGCUCUAAAAAUCGCCUUAAAGUUAACGGACACUCUUGCAACGCAGUGCAUUGUCUUUUCGUUCUCCUUUUUGUUUUUCGUUUUGAAAAGUAUAUCCAGAAAGCAAACUAUUCUCCAUGUUAGGUGUGUACAGAGCGGUGUGCAGACAUGUGAUGUAUCACUCUGAGGAUCCAACGUGCGCCUCGUGCACUCUUGAAACAGGAUGUGGGGGUUUCUGCCGGCACGGUACAUGUAGACCGGGAAAAUAUGCCGUUGUGUUUUUUCCUCCAACACCAGCCAUGUUGGCGGCAACAGCUGUUGUAUCAACACGUGUUGCUGGUCAGACGUAAAAAAUGUGCAGCCUGGAAAAAGCCCAAGGUGUGUUUCCGGAGCCAUGUAUACAGAGAGGCUGAAACCAGAACAUCCUUUUUAACCGUGCAGGAUCAAUCUCUUUUUAAUGUUAUUAUAUUAUGAUUAUUAUUGUUGUUUUUAUGAUUAUUAUUGUUGUUAUUAUCAUCAUUAUUAUGACAAUAACUGUUCUUUCUUUGGCUGCAGCUGCACGGGAACAAGCUCAUGUUUAACUCUUUUGCUACGUUUUUUAUGGUUGUUGAAAAAUGAGACUACAUUCAUUCUUGGACAGCGAUAAGAAAUAUAAAACCAAAAGUUAAAUAUCAACUUCACCUGUGAGCAAACGACCUCUCUCAUCUCUUUCGUCUCUUUAUUUUGUUCCAUUAUUUGGCGUUUCUUCGCUCUUCCUCCCCGUUCAAGAGGAAAACUAGCAAUCUGUGUUUGUUGCAGUGAGAGAACGCCUCCUUUUUAUUCUCUGUCAAGUUUUAUGGUAACGAUUUGUACAAUUUUAAAAGUUCUUAUUUUAGUAUACAUGCAGAAUAUUCCAGUAUUACAACAAAAAACAUGUUAAGAAGAUAAGAUUUUAAAAAAUGUUACAGCAUCACACUUAUAUUUUCAGAACAUUGUAAUGUUGCUUUACUAUGUGCUUCAAUCUCCGAAGCGAAAAAAAAACUUUGAAAUAAAUGCUCUUUUUAUAAAAUGAUA